Molecule: messenger RNA, 5149 nt
Organism: Bubalus bubalis (water buffalo)
Lineage: Eukaryota; Metazoa; Chordata; Mammalia; Artiodactyla; Bovidae
Gene: A4GNT
Product: alpha-1,4-N-acetylglucosaminyltransferase
Exons: 3
Coding region: 162-1187 (341 amino acids)
Biological process (GO): protein O-linked glycosylation
Molecular function (GO): acetylglucosaminyltransferase activity
Source: RefSeq, a predicted model, not a curated record
GCCAAUGAUUUACUUCCCUUGGCACUGUUGAAUUGAAGAUUAGGUGGUCAUUUAUCAGAAAGUGCAGUAGGAAAACACUUGUCGUUGCUUCUAAGGCCACAGGUAUUGGCCAACUACAAGUUUCUGGCUAGAAGGGAGCAGACCAGGAGAGAGGGGUGGACAUGCUGACGAAGCUCCAGUUCUCCCUGUCGGUCACCCUGCUGUUUGCUUGUGGCUUCCUCUACCAGUUCACCCUGAAACCCAGCUGCCUCAUCUGCUACCUACCUUCCUACAAGUCCCAUCAGGGCCUGGAAGCCCUCCUGGGCCGUGGGCGCAGCAUCGUGUUCCUAGAAACCUCGGAGAGAAUGGAGCCAACUCUGCUGGUCUCCUGUGCUGUGGAGUCAGCUGCAAAGGUUUACCCUGAGCAGCCUGUGCUGUUUCUUAUGAAAGGGCUCAAUAAUUCCAUGCAGCUGCCCCCAAAUUCCACUUCCCCAGCCCUUUCCCUCCUCUCAGCAAUUGACAACGUUUUCCUCUUCCCUUUGGAUAUGAAAAGCCUGUUUGAAGACACACCGUUGUUUUCGUGGUACACUCAAAUCAACAGCAGUACCGAGAGAUUCUGGCUCCAUAUCAGCUCAGAUGCAUCCCGCUUGGCCUUCAUCUGGAAGUACGGCGGUGUCUACAUGGAUACAGAUGUCAUCUCCAUCAGACCCAUCCCUGAGGACAACUUUCUGGCUGCACAGAAAUCUCGGUUCUCAAGUAAUGGGGUGUUUGGAUUCCUUCCCCACCACCCUUUCCUGUGGCAGUGCAUGGAAAACUUUGUGGAAAAUUACAAUCCAAAUAUUUGGGGCCACCAGGGUCCCGAAUUGAUGACGAGGCUUUUGAGAGUAUGGUGCAAACUCAGAGACUUCCAGGAGGUGAGUGACCUCAAGUGUUUAAACUUUUCCUUCCUACACCCCCAAAGAUUUUACCCCAUCUCUUUUCUAGCCUGGCGGCGCUACUAUGAAGUCUGGGAUACGGAACCAAGCUUCAACAAUUCCUAUGCCCUGCAUCUGUGGAACCACAUGAACCAGGAAGGGAAGGCUGUGGUCAGAGGAAGCAAUACACUGGUGGAACAUCUCUACCGUAAGCACUGUCCCAAGACUUACAGGGACCUGCUUCAAGGUCCAGAGGGGUCAGUGACUAGGGAGCAGAGUCCAGGUAACAAAUAAGCCAAUGCUGGGUUGUUGGUGCAACACUGCGGAUUUAGCCACUUCCUAGAGUGCCAGGCUUUCACCUGAUCUCCACUUCCCUGGAGUGCAGAGGCUCAUCCACAUAUCACUUACAGUCACAAUUUUCCAUGUUGUUUCACCAAGAAACCAUUAGAACUAAAAAAUGAAUUCAGUAAGGCGACAAAAUCAAUACACAAAAAUCAGCUACAUUUCUAACCACUAAUAAUGAACCAUCAGAAAGAAAAAGAAAACAAUUCUAUUUACAUUUGCAUCAAAAAGAACAAAACACCUAGGAAUAAAUUUAACCAAGGAUGUGAAAGGCCUGCACAUUGAAAACUUUAGGACACUGAUGAAGAAACUGAAGAAAGAUACAAUGAAACAGAAAGAUAUCAUAUGCUCAUGACGGAUGAAUAUUGUUAAAAUGUUCAUUCUACCCAAAGCAAUGUGCACACUGAAAGCAAUUUAUACCAAAAUUCCUGUGGCGUUUUUUUCAGAAAUAGAGCAAAGAAUCCUGAUAUUUAUGUGGAGCAACAAAGGACCAGGAAUAGCCAAAGCUGUCCUCAAAAAGGAGAACAGGUUGGAGGUAUCUUGCUCCUUGACUUCAAACUGUAUUUCGAAGCUGCAGUAACCAGAACAAUUGUGAGGUCAAAGACAGACCCACAGGCCAGAGGACCAGAAGAGAGAGCCCAGAAAUAAACCUACAUGGAUGUGGUCAGUUUAUUUAUAGCCAAAGGGUCAAGAACAUACAGCCGGGCAAGUGCAAUCCCCUCAGUAAACAAUGCAAGGAAAACUGGACUCCAUACUAAAGAAUGACACUGGACACAGUAUACAUUGCACAUACCACGGGCUAGAAACCUACACUUUUCCAUGUCAAGACCUUCCUUUCCUGGGUCCUCUGAAGAUGGACUCCCCCCAACCACCACCAACCUUCAACUCCUGGCAGUCAGCUGCACACAAGAAGUUUCUCCCCUCCUUCCCUCACUUCACUUUUCCCUCACCGUUUUCUCCCCAUGGGACCUCCUGGGGCGUGUCCUGAGAAAACUGUUCCUAUCUGCAUGGACACAGUGUCAUGUUGUCCUCAAGUUGAAACCUCAGCAGGUCCUCAGAAGACCGAGCACUGACAGCGCUGACCUGUGGUAUGCGGAAGUGGAACCUGUAUGGUGCUGAAGGAGGCUGAGCUCUGCAACAGAGCGAGAUGAAACCUCUCGCGAGUCCCCGCUUACUGCUCCCCGCAGGCAGUGGCAGAAUUGCAGGCCCCGCUUGUCAGUUGGGAUGGGUGGACUGUGUCUACAAUAGAAAUCCCGAAGACCAUUGGUAUUAAAAUAUAGAAGUUUCUCUCUCAUGUAAAAGUAGUCUGAAGGUAGGCAGAUCAGGGUGGGUAUGGUCACUGCAGUGAAAAGGGACCCUGGCUUCUUGGAUCUUUCUGCUUACCAUCCUUAGCAUCCACAGCCCAUGGUUCAUACUGCAGCUUGGUCUCCAGCCCAUCAUUUCUGCGUUUCAGGCAGCAGGAUGAAGGAAAGAGGAAAGGUGCACUUUCCUUGUUUUAUAAACGCUUCCUGCAACUUACCAUAUAACAUUUAACCUUACAUUUCAGUGACCAGCGUGUAGCUGCAAGAGAGGCUGGGACAUUUAAGGAGGAAGAAAAAGUGGGUGUUAUAUAGGUGGCUGACAGUUUUACUACAUGUUAAAUUUACUUGGUCUCCAGCCCAUCAUUUCUGCGUUUCAGGCAGCAGGAUGAAGGAAAGAGGAAAGGUGCACUUUCCUUGUUUUAUAAACGCUUCCUGCAACUUACCAUAUAACAUUUAACCUUACAUUUCAGUGACCAGCGUGUAGCUGCAAGAGAGGCUGGGACAUUUAAGGAGGAAGAAAAAGUGGGUGUUAUGAUAGGUGGCUGACAGUUUUACUACAUGUUAAAUUUACUUCUGUAAGAUUAAUUAUAGAGUCCGAUAGAGCAUUAAAUUUACUUCUGUAAAAUUAAUUACAUAAUCUGAUAGAGCAGGGGUCCCCAAACUCUGGGCUGUGGAUAGGUAUCUCCUGUCAAAUCAUUGGUGGAAUUAGAUUGAAGUACACUUGAAUCUUCUGAAACCAUCCCCCUCCCCCCAACCCCUGGUUCGAGGAAGAAUUGUCUUCCACGAAAUCUGUCCUUGGUGACAUAUAGGUUGAGGACAGCUGUGUUAGAGAAUUGGCUGGGGGAAAAAAGAGGCUUGAUUUCUACCCUUUAAUAUGAUACUCAUUAAAGCAUUCAGUCAGUAAUAUUAAUUCUGUCUCUCUGUGUGCCAAGCACUGAUGUAGAUGCUGAAGAUUCAGCUGGAUGAAGCAGACAAGGUCCUAAGUCAGCUUGGACUGCAAUAACAAAGUACUAUAGAUGGAAUGGUUAAACAACACAAAUGUAUUUGUCACAGUUCUGGAGGCUGGGAAGCCCAAGAUCAGGGUGCCAGCGUGGCUGAGCUCUAUUAAAGAUCCUCUUCCAAGUGGCAGAUAGCACAUUUCUUGUUGAAGCCUCAGAUGGUGGAAAGAGGCAAGAGAGAUCUCCAGGGUCCCUUUUAUACGGGAACUAAUCCCAUCCAUGAGUGUUCUGCCCUCAUGACCCAAUUACCUCCCAAAGGUCCCACUUCCUAAUAUGAUCACUUUGAGGUAGUAGGAUUUCAACAUAUGAAUUUUGGGGGGAUCACAUUCAGUCAAUUGGAGGUCCCCAGUACUUAAAUCUAAUGACUGGCCAUAUCCCCCCUGGGAUAGUCUCCUCUGCUCCUUAGGGUGCCUGCUAUUCCCUUUUCUACCCCAGUUGUCUUAAAAAAGCAAAUCACUCACUCAAAUUUUAAAAACAGCUGCCCCUUCUACAGUCACAUAAAAAUUUACUUCCUCUUCCUAGGAGGUAUGAGAAUUAAUAUUUCUUCCAUAGUCAUCAGUCAAGAUUUUCUAGAAAAUUUUUUUGAUAGUUUGCUUUUAAGGAAAGCAUAAAUUUAUGUUUUUAUCCAGAUAUAAAGUGAUGAUGCUUUUCAAACUACAUCCACCCAUCCCCUUUCAUUCUGAUAUUUUCCCCUUUGAGAAUCACUGCUCUGACUGACUGUCUUACUGAAAAAGAAUCGCAAGUCAUGUCUCCUGCCCUAGGUUUGUUUAUUCCCAGCUAAUUGCUCUGGAUUCUUAGGUCCAGUCUGACGCUAGAGUGAGACUUUGCGACCUGCUGCUGCUCACCGUGGCGGCCCUCUGACCAGUGUCCCCAGAGUCCCUGCUGGGUUUCAGCUCACCUGCGUGUCUCCACAGGCGUGUCUCCUAGCACUAGCAGUUUGAGGGUGGAGCAGGGUCACACAUUGAACCUAAUUUCCACAUCUGGAGAAUGCAUGGCAAAUGCAUAACUAACGUUCCCAAUCACUAGGGUUUUGAAAAGUUUGAUUAGAAAUAUUUUCAAUAUUUCAAAAAUAUAUGAACUGUUUUAUAUGAUGGGAUCAAAUAGGUCAAGCUGAAUGUCACAUUUCUUUAUGCUGGGCUGUGAUUAUAUGAAUUCACUGUAGCAAUAUUGAUAGUUUGAUGGUUAUAGAGUUUUACCUGGCAGCAAGAUGUUUUUGAUUGAUAAGACGUCAGGCAGAAAUUAAUAAUGCAUUACUUAAUAAAUGCAGUUUGUGUAGUAGAAAAGAAUAUUUCAAAGCUUGGCGGCGAUGGGAAAAAUGCAUAGACUAAAAGGUAUGUAAUUAAAAAAUAAGUACUAGAGAUGUAACGUACGUGAUGAUUACAGCUAACACUGCUGUGUAAAACACAGGAAAGAUGUUAAGAGAGUAAAUACUGGAGUUUGCAUCACAAGGAGAAACAUUGUUUCCUUUUUUCUUUUUAUUGUAUCUAUAUGAGAAGACGGAUGUUAGUUGAAACCAUUGUGGUUGUCAUUUCACAAUAUGUGUAAACCAUGUUGUAUACCUGAAAUUUAUAGAGUGAUAAAUAACAAUUACUUCUCAAUAAAGCUGGAAAGAAAA